UAAAGAUCUAUGGCAGACUGGAAAAUGAACUAUUGAAAACUCGCUAUAAUAACAAAAAACAAAUACUUUAUUAACGUCACUGCCAUAUGAUAAUGUAUGCUGCUUUUCAAAUUGAGCAUUUAGUUUACAUUUUCUCAUAAUAUUUUAUAUUAGUUGUUAAUCUAAUGCAACGCGAUUUUAAAUCAUAACCAGUGUUAUUUUAGCAUGAAAAGUUCAAACACAAUCAUAUCACAAAUUUAUCCCAACUAAAAUAUAUUCGUGCAGGUUUCAUGAAUUCGCCUCCAGCAGGACUCGAUACAUUCCUGUUGGUUGCUGAAAAUUAUUUGCAUAUGGACUUCCGCCCCACGGCUGGGUUCGGCAUCAGGCAAGGAGUCUGAAGAGAUGGGACACUGAAGCAUGAAAUCUUAACAUAAACUUUUCUGAUCAAGCAUCGGGAAGCUAUCUGUUCGCGAUGAUUUACUUCACUCAGCCAAUAGCUCUGGUGCUACAUGGACUCCUCAUUUCUGCAGUACUUGGAUCGGAGGUUUAUUCUAAAGACCAGGCAAAACGAGCCUCGUCUGACAAUACAGCCCUUCCUACAGAUCCCUGCCUCACAGUGACACCACAGUGCAUCAACGAAGCAGACAGGUUGAGUUUGGAAGCACUUCGCCAUAUCCACAAGCAACUUGAUGAUGACAACGAUGGCGGGAUUGAAGUAAAUGAAAGUGUUGAGUUCAUAAUUGAAGAUAUGAAACAGCAACAAACCAACAAACACAGUCAUUUACACAGGGAAGAUCAGCACAUCACUUUAGAGGAAUUGUGGAAAUGCUGGAAAUCUUCACAAGUACACAACUGGACAUUGGAAGAAACAGUGCAGUGGGUGGUUGAGUCUGUUGAACUUCCUCAGUACGAGACCAAUUUUAGGGAUUAUAAAGUCAACGGUAACACCCUGCCACGGAUUGCUGCUAAUGAACCUGCAUUCAUGACGUCCCAGUUGAAAAUUUUGGAUCAGCGCCACAAGCAGAAACUAAAUCUCAAAGCCCUGGAUGCUGUGUUAUUUGGGCCGCCUCUUCGUCCUUCCCACAACUGGGUGAAGGAUUUUGUCCUGAUGGUUUCUAUUAUUAUUGGUGUUGGAGGCUGCUGGUUUGCUUAUGUUCAAAAUAAAUCCUCUAAGGAACACAUUUCAAAAAUGAUGAAAGAUUUAGAAAGCCUCCAAAGCGCAGAGCAGAGCCUUCAAGAGCUACAGCAACGACUUGAAAAAGCCCAGGAGGAAAAUCGAACAGUUGCUGUGGAGAAGCAAAAUCUAGAGCAAAAGAUGAAAGAUGAGAUUAGCGAUGCCAAGAGGGAAGCGCAUCGGCUGCGGGCCCUGAGGGAGGGGGCAGAGAGUGAGCUGAGCCAGCUCAAGUAUGCAGAAGAGGAGCUGGUUCAGGUCCGUAUGGCACUAUUGAAGGCAGAGAAAGAGUUUGAAAAGCAUGGGGAUUGGUCAGUGGCUGAGGCUUUGCAGAAGUGGCUCCAGCUGACACAUGAGGUGGAGGUGCAGUACUAUAAUAUCAAGAAACAGAAUGCUGAGCUGCAGUUAUCCAUUGCCAAGGAAGAGGCAGAGAAGAUAAAAAAGAAGAGGAGUUCUGUCUUUGGGACACUUCAUGUAGCCCAUAGCUCAUCUCUGGAUGAGGUUGACCACAAAAUUAUUGAAGCAAAGAAAGCGCUGUCUGAGGUAACAGCUUGCUUGCGUGAGCGUCUACAUCGCUGGCAGCAGAUUGAGAAGCUCUGUGGCUUUCCUAUAGUUCACAACUCAGGGUUACCCACCCUGACAGCCACACUCUACUCAGAACACAGCUGGGUAGUCAUGCCAAGAGUCUCCAUUCCACCAUACCCUAUUGCUGGUGGAGUAGAUGACUUAGACGAAGACACUCCUCCAAUCAUUCCACAGUUUUCCACUCCACUAAUGAAGGUGGGCUCAUUAAGAAGCAGUAGCCAGUGCCACUCACGGCGCAGCAUAAAGAGUUCACUUGCACAGCCCCAGCCUGUCAUGCUCUCCUCAGAUCCUGAUCUUUUGUUAAUGGCCAGCUGUCCUCCAGCUUAUCGCACAGAGGAGGAAGAGGAUGCUAUCAGCUUUAGUGCAGAGAAAAAAUGGGACAGACAGGAUGCAUGGUCAGAUAGCAAUUAUUUAGGAAGAAAACAGUUUGCAAGCACAGUUCAGGAAGUUCCUUCUCAAAAAACCUCCAGGGAUGAGCUGUUUGAUCAAGAACUGAGUUUUACAGAUUCACCGACAUCCUUUGAUCAGUCCAAAGGUUCCACUGACUCUGUGGGUGUCAUUGAAUCCAAAAGCAUGGUCUACAGCCCUGCCAGCAAGGUGGUCUAUAAUGGCAUCUUGGAGAAGUCUUACAGUUUGGGCCAGCUGACCAGUGGGCUGCCUGUCUCAGAAACCUGCUACCCUUCUCUUACUUCACUGAACAUUGAGAGCAGAGUAGCAAAGGAACAGAAGAUAAAUAGUAUGUCCCAAGACUCCUGUGAUGAUGUUGACAAGAAUAAGAAGACAUCCAAGUUAAAAAGCUUAUUUAAAAAGAAAAAGUAAGACAGCUAGCUUCAGGAGGACUGUCAUCAAAACCAAGUCUGCGACUUAGACAUGGAAUGUAGCUCUAUUUUGAUGCCCCAAAUUGGAAGUCAUUUGGAAUGCCUCUUUAUUAACUCAUAGCCUCAUAGUUAACUGACUUCAAAGGUCAAAGGUCAUGCCAGCCAUCACCUAGACAUCGAUGAAGAGUGUGGACUGUUUACUGUCACUUUUGCAUAUUUAUUGUUUUUUUUUUUUUUUUUUUUUGUUAGAAAAAGCACCACUUAAGCUUUAACAGAGUUCUUGUUUACUGAAGCCUUGAGUUGUCUUUGCACAGAGCUAAGGUGUUUUUGGAACCAGACUAAGCUUGUUGCACUACCACUUUCCUGACAUGGAUGGUACCUCUUAAGAUCUCUACAAGUACAGAGGAAAAUAUGUUUUUACAAAGUUCUAUUCAAGGUUUUUCAACAGACAUAGAGUUCCUAUUGGUUGGGUUUCAGUAGGAGAGACUGUGGUUUUCAUUGAAAUAGAAAAUAAACCCAAUCCCUUUCAUGUGCUUCAGAUAAAAAAAAAAAAAAGCCCUGCAGUAAAGAACUGUGUUCACAGGGCUUGGCUCUCACUGUGAUUUAUUGCAAGCUAAGGCUGUCUGGUAUUUGAGUGAAUAGCUGAAAAAGGCUUCAAUUUCCCUGUGCACUUCUACAGGUGGUGGUGAUAGUCUGGCAGGGCAGACCAUUUUUUUUUUUAACUCAUCAUUGACUAGCUUACAAAACGUAAACUAGUUUACAAAGUUUAAGGGUUUUACAAUAUGUGGUGUUUGAAUCUUUGUAUUGUAGAAUAAAUUAAUAAAAUUGAGGCAAAUAAACUGUGGUGUUUAUUUUCCAUUUCAAUGAUUAUAUGUUGUACCUUUUAAAAAAAGCAAAACAUACUAAUUUCCCUAAAAAAGUAAUUUGUAAGACUUGUUAUUUCUGGGGGAGGGUGUGGUAGUGUCAUUUUAGAUGAAUACACACCCUUUUACACGAGAGGCUGUAUUUUUAAGUUGUGUACCCAAAAUUGUGGGUUAAGAUACUGGUUAGGCCUUAUUUUUUUAUUUAUUUAUUUUUUUUGUCUCAAAGUAGUACAAAUAUAAAGGGAGUGCCAUAGAGUUACACAUACUUUAACACUUAUAGCCAAUUUAAUCACAAAUGGACUGUAGUAUGAAUAUUAAAUUAGAUGCUAUUGUACCGUGUAUAAACUUGCUUUACGUUUAAAACUCCAAACCAAAUAAAAUAAAAAUAAUAAUAAUUGUGAAUCAGGCCCAUAAUACUGUUGAUGAUGCAGGCGCACAGUUAAAGUUAAGAUUUUGUCGUUUAGUCUUUGUUAAUUUUCUUGUUUAGAAUUGUAUGUCCAAGUUAUUUCCUAAUUUAUAUAAAAUGCAUUGCAUUUAUAUAUUUUGCACAACAGCGUUGUUGAUAUUAA
Polyodon spathula (Mississippi paddlefish) is the source of this 3985-nucleotide messenger RNA. RefSeq names its product stromal interaction molecule 2-like. Gene Ontology annotation, cellular component: endoplasmic reticulum; plasma membrane. Lineage: Eukaryota; Metazoa; Chordata; Actinopteri; Acipenseriformes; Polyodontidae. The record is from RefSeq and is a predicted model, not a curated record. Bases 452 to 2554 code for a protein of 700 amino acids. Gene Ontology annotation, biological process: intracellular calcium ion homeostasis; activation of store-operated calcium channel activity; store-operated calcium entry. Gene Ontology annotation, molecular function: calcium ion binding; protein binding; calcium channel regulator activity. The transcript has 13 exons.